AUGUACGCUCUCUCUAUCAGUAGUGAUAAGCAUGACCCAGUCUCGUUCCUCCAUCUUCUCUCCCUCACCCGCCAGUUCAAGGUAUCAGAUGCGCGAGAUCGAAUUUACGCCCUCCUGGGGCUGCCGACCACAGAUUCCGACCCGGAGAACGGCGAGCUGUACGUAGACCCCGAUUAUACCAAGACGCUCCCAGAAGUCUACGAGACCUUGGCGAGGAAGACGCUUCUUUCUUCUCAAGGCUUGCGGACCCUCUCGACCGUGCAGCAUGGCUUAGAAGUCGAAGAGACUCUGCCGUCUUGGGUUCCCCAAUGGGAUCGCCUCUUCACAUACGCCCUGGCUCAGGGCGGAACUUCUCUCAAGAACUUUGCGGCCUCAGCUACUCUCCCGAUCGUCGUGCCGAGGUUUUUCGGCUCGUUGCUGGUUGUUGAAGGCCUGGAGUUUGACGCUGUAACCUGGGUGUCGGAUAUACUACCUGACGCUGUCGAUUCGCACCCUAAGCUCGAAUAUCUCAAUACAGUCUGGGAUACAGUAACUUCCUUCAUGCAUACCUAUCCUGAUGGAACCGACAUCUAUACGGCUUUUUGCUGGACCGUUACCGCCGGCAAAGACUGGUAUGGCAUGCUCGUGGAGGAUGAAGUGGAGCAUCUUGCGGAUUUCGCAGCGUGCCAGGAGGCUUACUUUGCCUCUCCUUUACCCGACGCGGGAAUGCAGGCGAUGCAGAUGCGGACCGAUUCGUAA
This is a messenger RNA of Lasiodiplodia theobromae, 738 nucleotides long. RefSeq names its product Heterokaryon incompatibility protein. The record is from RefSeq and is a predicted model, not a curated record. The transcript has 2 exons. The coding region runs from base 1 to 738 and encodes 245 amino acids. NCBI's taxonomy places the organism in Eukaryota, Fungi, Ascomycota, Dothideomycetes, Botryosphaeriales, Botryosphaeriaceae.